CGGAUGCAAGGGGUUUUGUAAGUGUCCGGCUUCAAUCUGGGCUGAGUAUGAGGAGAGAGGAUGGCCUGAGGGACAGAUGGCUCAGACCAAAUUGUGGGCCUGGCACAUCAUGCUAGGUAGGACUCUGUCUUGCAUUAGCAGGUUCCAACACCGAGUCCUUUUCUUUCCCUACACAGUGUCCCUUCCAGAAUUCGGGAGUCCAGUUCUGAGCUGGACUCUGCCCCAGUCUGCUUGCAGGUUUUAAAAUCCUCAGCUUUUCUCGGAAGUACUGAGUUCCUCCCCUAGCUCCGAGGUUACCCGUAAAGUUCGGUUGCUUCCUUUAAGCAGGGUGGGGACUACAUUUCCCAGAGGCCCCGAGUCCUCCCUGACGCAGCCCCCCCUAGCGGAGGGAGGUGCGGGCCGGGAGGGGGGGAGGUGACUUGAUGUCAUCCUGAGCAGCUGGGCGGCGGGUGCCGGUGCGCAGCGAGCCGGGGCUCCCGCUGCGCUGCACCGCGCUGAUCUGAGUCCCGGGAUAUCUGCCGAGGGUCGCGUGCUGCCGGGGCCCAGCCCAGAGCCCACCGAGUGCCCGACCCCUUUUGGGGCUGAGCUGGGGGCAUGCUCCAGCACCCCCAGAGCCUGGGAGCGAACCCAGGAGCGCCGCCGCCCAGCCCCAGCGCCCCGAGCGGCAGAACCACCGCUAAGGACCCUUGAACCGUCGUCUCUUCCACCGAGGCAACCUCUAGGGUCGGCGACCAAAGUCUGGGUUUCUGAGAAAAGAGCCAGCGUGGGAACCCUGACUGGAACUCUUCUGGAUCCCCAGGAAAGACCUGAGCCAUUGCCUUUCUACCUUACCUGCCCCCCCAGGACUGGGCAGUUGCCAGAGGCCCUGGGGGGGUCAGGACUGUGGCCGUGCCUCCCCCACCCCCUGAAACAUGCUGGACAGGAUGGGUCCCAGUUAGUGUGUGUGGCCUCAUUCAACUUACUCCAGACCCACAAGGAGCCCCCUGGGCUCUGAAAGAUUGACCCGUGUUGUCCACUGGCCAUGGAGACGAAGCUGCCCCCUGCGAGCACCCCCACAAGCCCCUCCUCCCCAGGGCUGUCUCCAGUGCCACCACCAGACAAGGUGGAUGGCUUCUCCCGCAGGUCCCUCCGCAGGGCCCGGCCCCGUCGCUCACACAGCUCUUCUCAGUUCCGCUAUCAGAGCAACCAGCAAGAGCUCACUCCACUGCCCCUGCUCAAAGGCUAGGAACUCCACUGGAACUGACCCCCAAUCUCCAGGCCUCUGCUGACGCAUGGCCUGACUGGCCUGUCAUCUCUGGAGAUGUGCCAGCCUCUGAGUUGCAUGAGUUGCUGAGCCGGAAACUGGCCCAAUGUGGGGUGAUGUUUGACUUCUUGGACUGCGUGGCUGACCUCAAGGGGAAGGAGGUGAAGCGUGCAGCCCUCAAUGAACUGGUGGAAUGUGUGGGUUGCACCCGGGGUGUGCUCAUCGAGCCCGUCUACCCAGACAUCAUCCGCAUGAUAUCAGUAAAUAUCUUCCGGACCCUGCCACCCAGCGAGAACCCUGAGUUUGACCCUGAAGAAGAUGAGCCCAACCUUGAGCCCUCGUGGCCACAUCUGCAGCUGGUAUAUGAGUUUUUCCUGCGUUUCUUGGAGAGUCCAGAUUUCCAGCCCUCUGUGGCCAAGAGAUACGUGGAUCAAAAGUUUGUCCUAAUGCUCCUGGAGCUAUUUGACAGCGAGGACCCCCGGGAACGUGAGUACCUCAAGACCAUCUUGCAUCGGGUGUACGGCAAGUUCCUGGGUCUCCGGGCCUACAUCCGCAAACAGUGCAACCACAUCUUCCUCCGGUUCAUCUACGAGCUGGAACACUUCAAUGGUGUGGCUGAGCUCUUAGAGAUCUUAGGAAGCAUCAUCAAUGGCUUUGCGCUGCCCCUGAAGACUGAGCACAAGCAGUUCCUGGUUCGAGUCCUGAUCCCCUUGCACUCUGUCAAGUCACUAUCUGUUUUUCAUGCUCAGCUGGCAUACUGUGUGGUGCAGUUCCUGGAGAAGGAUGCAACCUUGACAGAGCAUGUUAUCCGGGGGCUUCUCAAAUACUGGCCUAAAACCUGCACCCAGAAGGAGGUGAUGUUCCUGGGGGAGAUGGAAGAGAUUCUUGAUGUCAUCGAGCCCUCCCAGUUUGUGAAGAUCCAGGAGCCCCUCUUCAAGCAGGUGGCUCGCUGUGUCUCCAGCCCCCAUUUCCAGGUUGCAGAGCGGGCUCUGUAUUUCUGGAACAAUGAGUACAUCCUGAGCCUCAUUGAGGACAACUGCCACACUGUGCUGCCUGCGGUAUUUGGGACCCUCUACCAAGUGUCCAAGGAGCACUGGAAUCAAACCAUCGUGUCCCUGAUCUACAACGUGCUCAAGACUUUCAUGGAGAUGAACGGAAAGCUGUUUGACGAGCUCACAGCCUCCUACAAGCUGGAAAAACAACAGGAGCAGCAGAAGGCCCAGGAGCGGCAGGAGCUAUGGCGAGGCUUGGAGGAACUGCGGCUACGCCGGCUACAGGGGACCCAAGGGGCCAAGGAAGCCCCCGUCCCACGGCCUACGCCCCAGGUGGCUGCCAGUGGGGGUCAGAGCUAGAUACACCUAGAACAGGAGAUGCUAAACCCAGAGCUAUCAGCCCCUCCAUCCCUCUGCCCAGGGGCCCAGUGAGGCCCACGCCUCCCCGUGGCCUUGCCGGAGUGGCUCUAGGACUCCCUACCAGCCCCGUGGGAACAGCUUUCACGGAGGGGGAAACAAGAAGGCAAGAUGGUAGUCUUGGCAGCAGAACUCUCAGGCCUUUGUGGCAAGAUUCUGGCAAGACUAGACCAGGGCAAGUAUGCAACUGGGAAGCUGCCAUCAGGGAUCCUCCCCUGCCCUACACAGCCAGGCUCCAGGCGGCAGCUAGGCCUCUACCCCUGCUCCCAGCCUGGGGCAUGGACACUCAGCGCCUGGCCAGGGCCUUCCUCAUCCCCACCAUGGGGGCACAGUCUAUUUAUUCUGCCCAGCUCACCCCCAACAAGACCUUGUCCAGGGACAUUCUCCUAUCCUCUCCCUGGCCCUGACUCCCUUAUCCCCUUUUUAUUUAUUGGGCAGGGGGAGGGGUGAGGGCACAGGCAAGAAGAUUCACAUUGUCCUGGGGUGAGGGGGGAGGUCACAGUAAUCAUGGUCUGCCCCCUUCACCUGGCUGGGGGCAGAUUUAAUAAAGAGCGAAACUCAA
This is a messenger RNA of Mus musculus (house mouse), 3214 nucleotides long. RefSeq names its product protein phosphatase 2, regulatory subunit B', beta (gene Ppp2r5b). NCBI's taxonomy places the organism in Eukaryota, Metazoa, Chordata, Mammalia, Rodentia, Muridae. Gene Ontology annotation, biological process: signal transduction. Gene Ontology annotation, molecular function: protein phosphatase regulator activity. The record is from RefSeq and is a predicted model, not a curated record. Bases 1360 to 2595 code for a protein of 411 amino acids. The transcript is spliced from 15 exons. Gene Ontology annotation, cellular component: cytoplasm; protein phosphatase type 2A complex.